AAGAUCUUCGGACAAGACAACUAGGGAAACCCUAAUCUGCUCCAUCCUUUGUUCUUUGCUUUGGGGAUCAUGUGAAGGAGGUAAAGAGUGCCGCUUUAGAUUCGAGUUGCAGAAAGAACAAUGUACGGAAGAUCAGGUCUUGACAGGUUCAAAAAGUCUCAAACUUCAGAACCCUUCUCGGUCUCCGCAAACCCCCCAGCGAAGCCAGUGGUCCAGCGUGUUCCCCCGGAGGCAGCGCCAUUGCCGUCGACGGCGCAAACUCAGAUCGGAGCGAGUCAGUCAACUUGGCAUCCCCCGGAUUGGGCGAUUGAGCCACGCGCCGGUGUCUACUCUCUAGAAGUUGUGAAAGACGGCCAGAUCCUCGAUCGGAUUCAUCUCAACAGACGGAGACAUAUCUUCGGAAGACAGCAUCAGACUUGCGACUUCGUGCUUGAUCAUCAGUCUGUUUCACGUCAGCACGCCGUCGUCGUUCCCCACAAGAACGGCAGUAUCUUUGUGAUUGACUUGGGAUCAGCUCAUGGAACCUUUGUUGCAAACGAGAGGUUAACGAAAGACACUCCUGUAGAGCUUGAAGUGGGCCAAUCUUUACGUUUUGCUGCUUCCACUAGAAUCUACAUUCUGAGAAAGAACAGCGAGGCUCUCUUUACACGCCCUCCUCCUCCAUCUGAGAUUAAGCUUCCGCCGCCUCCUGAUCCUUCUGACGAGGAAGCUGUUGUUGCAUACAAUACUUUGCUCAAUCGGUACGGUUUAAGCAAUGGGGAGUCUGGUUCUGUGUUGGGGAAAAGGAAAGAGAAGGGUGAUUCAGAAGGUGGGGUUGUGGGUAAGAGGAGGAAGAAGCUACGAGUUAGCUUCAGGGAUCAACUAGGAGGAGAGCUUGCUGAGGUUGUUGGGAUGUCUGAUGGAGCAGACGUGGAGACUGAGCCUGGUCCGAUUGGUGUCAAAGAAGGGAGCCUUGUUGGGAAAUAUGAAUCACUGGUGCAGGUGACAUUGAUACCCAAAGGCAAAGGGAAGGAAGAGAAAGCUUCUGCAGGAAACAGAGGUGUGACUGAUAGACUACAAGAAGCGAUGAAGAAGCUAAAAGGAGGUCCAAAAGGAGGGAUUUAUGAUGAUCUUUACAGUGGUGAUUCACUUACUAAGGCGGUUGGUACUUCAUGGGCUUCUUCUGUGGGUGAACCAGCAGCUAAAGAUAAAGAAGAAACUAAACGUGGAGGUGUUGUUGAUGACGAAGAUGAUGAUAACGAUGAUCUGUUUGGUGACUGACUGAUUUUGAGAACGAGUUUUAAGCUACCCUUCUUCUUCUCUAAUGUGUACACUCAUUCCAGGGAAAUUGGUAAUGUUGUUUUUCCUCUUUGUAUAUCCAAUGGCAGCAAGCAAGCAAGCAAUAGAGCACUAAGCCCAGGCCCACUGUCUUGUGUUAUAAGUUAAAGAACCCUGAAGUUUUGAUAUGAGCCUGGUUAUUCUAGUUGGGUCUUAGAUAGUCAUUACAAAUAGUGUUGGGGAGUACAAAGAGUAGGGCCAGUGGAAAUGGAGUGCAAUGGAUUUUGACCAUUAGUGACUUACAAUUCUCUCUUCAAGGCAGACAAAUCCCAUCAGAAGAGGACAUUUGCACUCAAAUACUUCUCUUCCCAGUCUUGUUUCACCUUUUUACCUUUUUGCAUUAUUAAAAUAGCACACUAAUGAUGUGGGUUGACUUCUCCCCUCCCCCACAACAACAGAGAUUCCACAGGGGAAAUGGACAACAAGUAAAACACUUGGUACAAUACAAAUAGUAAUCUGCCUCUUGAUGCAUUAAAGUUUGUGACUGAAGAGGGAAGGUAUCAUCUGGGGAUCCAUGCAUCUUUGCUUUGGGAUCUGCUUUAUGACAAAUAAUAUAAAGAAGAAAGAAGAUUACUGAUGCUGCAACCAAGUUCGCUUUGAUUAUAACUCUCUUUUGGAUUAAGCCUACCCAACUCCCUACUCUAAGUCAUAGGGUGGUGGUCCAUUGUAUUUAUAAAUAAGAGUCAUCUCACUUUCAUUUAAUUGUAGUAGGGAAAGGUGAAAGACCCACUUCUGUGUGUUCACUUUAAUUUCUGUUUGGUGAGAAUUUGUUUUCCUUGUGCAAAAGAUGUAAUGCAUGAAGGACACUUGUG
Molecule: messenger RNA, 2129 nt
Organism: Brassica oleracea var. oleracea
Lineage: Eukaryota; Viridiplantae; Streptophyta; Magnoliopsida; Brassicales; Brassicaceae
Product: nuclear inhibitor of protein phosphatase 1
Exons: 2
Coding region: 121-1260 (379 amino acids)
Molecular function (GO): mRNA binding; protein binding
Source: RefSeq, a predicted model, not a curated record